Durusdinium trenchii is the source of this 916-nucleotide messenger RNA. Lineage: Eukaryota; Dinophyceae; Suessiales; Symbiodiniaceae. The record is from the annotation of a GenBank genome assembly.
AACUGCUUCAGCCGCAAGCUUUCUUUCUUCCAUUCAUGGCGCGGAAGUUGAAGGAAUAUUUGUUGGCAGCGGUGGUGUUGGUGUUUCUUGGGUCGAGGCGUGAAGCUUUUGUUUCGGUGCCCUCUCUGAGAACCGGAAGAGGUGCCACGGCACCCACUGGGCGCACAUCGCCCAGAUCUGUCGCAGUCCGUGCACAUUGGGGCCUAGGACCACUUGGGCCGGUCGAAAGUGCGGCAGCUUUCCGAAUCUAUUUCCUUCCAUUUGUGGAUCCAUUGGAGAUUGAUGAGACCUUAAUAGAUCAGCUCUUUGGUGGUUGGUUUGGUCCUUUAACUCCGCUGCUGUUGGGUUUGUUGGUUUUCUGGGUCCAAAGCCAAAUCAAUGCCGUGCGUCGUGAACAAGAAGGCCGUGUCAUUGGCUCUGCUGCAAAAGCCGUCGGCGAUGCCGCUGCAAAGACCGCGACUGGUGCAGCUCAAAGCUUGACUGAGCGACUGGGGAAAGUUCCAGCCGAACAAUGGUUCAAGCUCCUCCUUUGUUUGGCUUUGGAUCUUGCAGGUGAUGCCACAUUUUUACUUCCAGGUGCUGGCGAACUGGGAGAUUUGGCCUUUGCUCCCUUUGAAGCAUUAGCUUUGCGGUCAUUGUUUGGUGGAGGCCUUUUGUCAAUUCUGGGCUUUGCUGAGGAGGCUUUACCUUUCACAGAUGCAUUACCCACAGCGACCACUGGUUGGGUCCUUCAAACACUCUUCAGCGACUCUCCCCUGGCGCAACUUCUGGGCAUUCAGCCACUUGAGAUGGACACGCCGAACACGAAGAAACCCGAGAGAGACCAGAAAUGACAUUCAUAGCCUCAAUCACGCGGCAAGAUGGCAGACAUUUACCGAAUCUGUUCCCAACCGUCAAUCCAAGCACCGCAUGGGAA